Molecule: messenger RNA, 3591 nt
Organism: Peromyscus eremicus (cactus mouse)
Lineage: Eukaryota; Metazoa; Chordata; Mammalia; Rodentia; Cricetidae
Gene: Dpp6
Product: dipeptidyl peptidase like 6
Exons: 26
Coding region: 340-2751 (803 amino acids)
Biological process (GO): proteolysis
Molecular function (GO): serine-type peptidase activity; dipeptidyl-peptidase activity
Source: RefSeq, a predicted model, not a curated record
AGCAGCGCGCAUCGCUCGGGCCCCUGCCUGCACCCAGCCGCCAGUUGCCGGUUGCUAAGCAGUUAUUGUUUCUGUGGCGAUUGCAGAGGCUGUGGCUAAUUGGAGAAGCCCCACUGAGCAGCAGCGUCUUCCUCUGUGGAGCCUGUCUCUGCUCUUUGCAUUUAAAGAGCAAACUAGGCUGCUCUUCCCAGCUCCCUCCCCCACCGCCCCCCCAAAACCUGGUGAUUUCGGAAGUAUGGACUAGAAUUGCUCUCCUCACCCUACCAUUGCGACUCUGGUGCCUCCAAAGUCACAGUCAGACUCCUCCUGUCUCUGGGGUGGUGAUUGCCAGGACAGACCAUGACCACCGCCAAGGAACCCAGCGCCUCGGGAAAAUCUGUACAGCAACAGGAUCAGGAGCUGGUGGGGAGUAACCCUCCACAGAGAAACUGGAAAGGCAUCGCGAUCGCACUGCUCGUCAUCCUGGUCAUCUGCUCCUUGAUCGUCACCUCAGUCAUACUGCUGACACCAGCGGAAGAUACUAGUCUGUCUCAAAAGAAGAAGGUGACUGUGGAAGAUCUUUUCAGUGAAGACUUCAAAAUCCAUGACCCGGAGGCCAAGUGGAUAAGCGAUAAAGAAUUCAUCUACAGAGAACGGAAAGGGAGCGUCAUACUGCGGAAUGUUGAAACAAAUAAUUCUACGGUGUUAAUAGAAGGCAAAAAAAUUGAAUCCUUAAGAGCCAUCAGAUAUGAAAUAUCCCCGGAUAAAGAGUAUGCGUUGUUUUCCUAUAAUGUGGAACCGGUAUACCAACACUCCCACACUGGAUAUUACGUCCUGAGCAAAAUUCCUCACGGGGACCCUCAGAGUCUGGACCCACCAGAAGUCAGCAAUGCAAAGCUUCAGUAUGCGGGGUGGGGCCCGAAAGGCCAGCAGCUGAUAUUUAUCUUUGAGAACAACAUCUACUACUGCGCACAUGUUGGGAAGCAGGCAAUCCGAGUGGUCUCUACAGGGAAGGAGGGUGUGGUCUACAACGGCCUCAGUGACUGGCUGUAUGAAGAGGAGAUUUUGAAGAGCCACAUCGCGCACUGGUGGUCACCGGAUGGCACGAGGCUCGCCUAUGCCACCAUCAACGACACUCGGGUUCCUCUUAUGGAACUGCCAACCUACACAGGCUCUGUCUACCCCACCGUGAAGCCCUACCACUAUCCUAAGGCUGGCAGUGAAAACCCCAGCAUCUCCCUCCACGUCAUCGGCUUGAGCGGACCAACCCACGACCUGGAGAUGAUACCACCUGAUGACCCCCGCAUGAGGGAGUAUUACAUCACCAUGGUGAAGUGGGCCACCAGCACCAAGGUUGCUGUGACCUGGCUGAACCGGGCCCAGAACGUGUCCAUCCUGACCCUCUGUGAUGCCACCACAGGUGUCUGCACUAAGAAACACGAGGAUGAAAGCGAAGCUUGGCUCCACAGACAGAAUGAGGAGCCCGUGUUCUCCAAGGAUGGCCGGAAGUUUUUCUUUGUCAGAGCGAUCCCACAAGGGGGACGGGGGAAAUUCUACCAUAUCACCGUGUCGUCAUCCCAGCCCAACAGCAGCAAUGACAACAUCCAGUCCAUCACCUCUGGGGACUGGGAUGUGACCAAGAUCCUGUCCUAUGAUGAGAAGCGGAAUAAGAUCUAUUUCCUGAGCACAGAGGACCUGCCACGGAGACGACAACUUUACAGUGCCAACACAGUGGAUGACUUCAACAGGCAGUGUCUGUCCUGCGACCUAGUAGAGAACUGCACUUAUUUCAGUGCCUCCUUCAGCCACAACAUGGACUUCUUCCUGCUCAAGUGUGAAGGCCCUGGUGUACCCACUGUGACUGUGCACAACACCACGGAUAAGAGAAAAAUUUUUGACUUGGAAGCAAAUGAGCAUGUGCAGAAGGCCAUCAACGACCGGCAGAUGCCUAAGAUUGAGUACCGGAAAAUCGAGGUAGAAGAUUACAACUUGCCAAUGCAGAUCCUGAAGCCGGCCACCUUCACUGACACGGCCCACUACCCCUUAUUGCUGGUGGUGGACGGUACGCCGGGGAGUCAGAGCGUGUCAGAGAGGUUUGAGGUGACCUGGGAAACAGUGUUGGUGAGCAGCCAUGGAGCGGUAGUGGUCAAGUGUGACGGCCGAGGCAGCGGCUUCCAGGGAACCAAGCUCCUGCACGAAGUCCGGAGGCGGCUGGGCUUCCUGGAGGAGAAGGACCAGAUGGAAGCUGUGAGGACCAUGCUGAAGGAACAGUACAUUGACAAGACACGGGUGGCUGUGUUUGGGAAGGAUUAUGGUGGUUACCUGAGCACUUACAUCCUCCCAGCCAAGGGAGAGAAUCAAGGUCAAACUUUCACCUGCGGCUCAGCGCUCUCACCAAUAACAGACUUCAAACUCUAUGCCUCUGCAUUUUCCGAGCGGUACCUUGGCCUCCAUGGACUCGACAACAGAGCGUAUGAGAUGACCAAGCUGGCACACCGUGUGUCGGCCCUGGAGGACCAGCAGUUCCUGAUCAUCCAUGCCACAGCUGAUGAAAAAAUCCACUUCCAGCACACAGCUGAGCUCAUCACGCAGCUGAUCAAGGGGAAGGCUAAUUACAGCUUACAGAUCUACCCAGAUGAAAGCCACUACUUCCACAGCGUGGCUCUCAAGCAACAUCUGUACCGGUCCAUCAUCAGCUUCUUCGUGGAAUGUUUCAGGAUCCAGGACAAGCUACCGACAGCCACAGCAAAGGAAGAGGAGGAGGAGGACUAACCACGCUUGAGACCUAAGCACAGACAUGGCUCUUUCUACAACAAUAUGCAACUGAAGAAUCCUCCCCGCCGCCACCCUCUCUCCAAGGGCGGUGGAAGUGGAGGUGUCGACGUUCCAUAGCAUGUGUCUCAAUUCUGAAGGCCAUUCGGUGGGGGCAACAAGCUCCAGGUGGAAACAAGUCACCACAUAGCCUGGAACAACCCCACCUCAGCAGCAUCGCCUCUUCCUGGCCCCCAAUGACUGGCACAUCCCAUGUCCCUCCCCCAAGGGGACAAAGUGAAGGACAGAUGACAGUGAGGGCACACUUUGAGCCCGAGAAAACCGGCCCUUAAGUUCAAGCUUUCUCUCUGUAACAUUCACGCACUGCGUUCAUGUUCUCAACCGUGAGUCCUGUCUGGCUUCCUGUCUGACAGAGCUGUGCCCUGGCAACAGGACAGCAUGGUUGUCUCCGCAGUGUUCACACAUGCCUGGCCCCUCUCUGUGGUUAAAAGAGCCCCCACUGUCCCUUUCUGCACCCAGAAAACAGAUCUUUUAUGUACAAAGUAAGACUAUAGCUCUGCCCAUGGUUAACCUUGUAGAAUUACUUUGUAUUUUUCUAUGGUUUUAACUGGACACCCCACUGUCUCUGCCCCCCCCCCCCCCGGACUGUCUCACUCUGAGUAUUCUUUCUCUCCUUUUUGUUGCUUUGCUAUGCUUUCCAUGUUGCACUUGUUUGGGUAAAGAGAUCAUUCUGGAACACCUGCUGUCUCUGUUAGACUUGGUGGAGGUUUUGCAGACACCAAGGACACAGAGCACCCAGCAGCCCUCACUAAAAGUUCAUCAGUGAAACCUUCUUUCCCC